Messenger RNA from Mya arenaria, 1127 nucleotides. RefSeq lists its product as uncharacterized. The transcript has 6 exons. Bases 51 to 1067 code for a protein of 338 amino acids. Lineage: Eukaryota; Metazoa; Mollusca; Bivalvia; Myida; Myidae. The record is from RefSeq and is a predicted model, not a curated record.
GAUUAACAUACCUGUACAGAUGAGAUUUCAUUGCGAAUGCGAUAGUUUCAAUGCUUUGGAUAUUUAUCGCUCUGUUGUUCGUCGGUGGGUUGUGUGAGGUGUGUAACGACCUUGACCCUGCGGCAUGUGCGAGUUUGAUAUCAGAAAACAGCAACUUAUGCCAUGGGGAUGUAUUUGCACACACCGCAUGUAAGAGGACAUGUGGACUAUGUCCGCUGACAUGUUUUCACUGUGUAGAUCCUGUAACGGACGUGCAAAGUUGCAACAUGACGAAACAAUGUCAAACGGGAGAGAAAUGCAUGGUGAGUGACGUAUCGUCUUCAACAGGUGGACACCACGAAUACAGACUCAAUUGUGCCCCAGAUAUGUUGUGUGACGGAAGUCUGAUAUCUUCCCUUGUUGGUCGUCGCGAUAUCUCCUCCCACUGCUGUAACAUGGAUUUGUGUAAUCUGCCUGGUGCCUUCGCGAUAACAACAACUGCUGUAGAAUAUUCACCGACUCCAUCUGUUACGAACGCACCGUCGUGCUUGCGGGACAUCUACGUGUUGGUGGAAACAUUUGUACACGAAAACAAGACAGCGGUGUUGCUUCUCUCGCAGUUUAUAUCUGCUUUGGCUUCGUCCCUUCCCAUCAACAGUCAAGCUAGUCUUGCAGUGUUUGAUAGUGAUUUACAUUUCCGAAUUCAUUUUGACAAUUCGUCUCAGUUACUGAGCUACAACACGAGUUCUUUUCGCACAAUUCAUCAUUUGAAACUCGACUACGCCAGGGUUUUGAAUGAGCUGACAAAUGUUCUCCGACAACAAAACAAUGGUGCAAGAGCUAAUGUUUCUGAUGCCAUCUUGAUAAUUACUAACCAAAGAGCAGAUGACAGAACUCAUGGUCAUUUUCAUACCAACAAAUUACAAUUGAAUAAUUUAACUUCAAGCGUAACGGUGGUUGACGUAGGAGUUCGUAACCCGGCCUUUGCUGCGUCAGUCGCGACUGACUCCAACCAUGAGAUGGCAGUGCCUUCCUACCUGGCGCUCAUGAGUGUUGUUCCUCAGGUGGUCUCACUCUUGUGCUCCUAGACCUUACAGAUGUCGUAGUUGAAAUAUGUUACAAGGAUCUUAUUAAAAAGCAAAUUUAAA